AUGACAGUCGGACACCAUAGUUACCAAGUUCUUACAAGGUUGGAGCCUUGGAGUGAACUGAACUACAAUGUGUGGAAAUUGCAAAGGCGUACCUAUGGAUUGAAGCGAGCGGGAGAAAAUCUAAUCGAAAGCCAGCUUCUACAAGAAAAUAGGAUCCUGUGGAAGUGCAGUUUAGCUGUCAUAUUCGUAACCACAAGAAGUAAGAAUGAACUAAUGUUGUGGCAUCCAAAUCUAGUACAAGAAGAAAGAAAUGUCAGCAUACUGAGGGUCACCAGAAGAAUUGUAUGGGGAAGGUCCAAUCAGGGAGAGCAAUACAGGAAGAUAGCAAAGGCCAUGGAAUAAUCCAUAAAAUACAACACAUAAAAACACCUGAUGAUUAAUAAG
Messenger RNA from Pocillopora verrucosa, 384 nucleotides. Lineage: Eukaryota; Metazoa; Cnidaria; Anthozoa; Scleractinia; Pocilloporidae. The record is from RefSeq and is a predicted model, not a curated record.